GAGGGGGGCGUGGCGCGGCGCGGCGCGCCCUGUCCAUGGUGCGGGCGGUGGCGGCGGCGCGGGUGUCCCCGCGGCGGGAGGGCGGCGGCGCGGGGCCGCAUGGACGUGAUGUCCCCGCAACAGGAGCACCUCGGGCCGGGCCGCUCGUCCUCGGUGAGCGGCGAGAGCAGGGUCUUCGCCGCCGCCGACAGCAAGAAGAAAAUGAAGAGUUUGGCCCAAAGACGCCAGUCUGCACCAUCUUUGAUCUUUGUCAAAGCACUUAACAGAUCUAGAUCGAUCUCAAGGGAAGGCUGCUUCUCGCCCAUCAGCCCAGAGGCAUGUCCCCUUGUGCAGUCUUUCAUGUGCCACAACCGAACAUUCAUCCUGGAUGGCCAUGUGCAACUGAAGACAGGUCUGCAAACCCAGGAGAGACACCUUUUCCUCUUCACAGACCUUCUGGUUGUUGCCAAGUCCAAGUCUCACUCUCAUUUCAAACUAAAGUGCCAAGCACGUCUCUGUGAGAUGUGGACAGCAUUUUGUACAGAAGAAGUCUGUGAAGGCAGCACAGACCCAGAGAGGUCCUUUGUUUUGGGCUGGCCCACCACAAACUGUGUGGCAAAUUUCAGGUCUGCAGAACAAAAGGAAACGUGGCUGUCUUUUUUGCAAAGUCAAAUAAGAGAAGAGAAGGAAAAAGACUACCCUAAAAGCAUUCCUCUGAAGAUAAUUGCAAAGGACGUGGGAACUUGUGCAUAUUCAAAAACUCUAAGUGUAACUAAUGUUGAUACAGCAAAUGAUGUAAUUCUGAUGGCUCUGCAGCAGUUGGGAAUUAACGGCUCUGAAAAAGACUACAAGCUGUGGGUGAUUUCAGGAAGAGAAGAUGCUCCUUACCCUCUUAUUGGACAUGAAUAUCCCUUUGGAAUUAAAAUGAGCCACAUUCGUGACGCUAUGCCCCACGGAUCAAAGCACUGUGCCUGCCCCAGGCAGCUUCAGGGGUCCUUCUUGACAGAGCAGCUGCCCCAGGAGCUGCAGUGCCAGUUUGUGCUGAAGCCAAGCCGCCUGGCUGUGUGCCAGCAGCUGAAUGACUUAAGCCAAAAGUCAUUUAAAAGGAAAAGAUCUAUCAUAAAUUGGGCUUUUUGGCGUGGCCCAGGCACUCACUUGGACAAUGCACCCCUCUCCUCAACAUCUGCUGCUCCUGGGAAGCUCUUCGGCCUCUUGCUAACAGCCAUCUGUGAGGAUGACAACCUGCCCAAACCCCUCUUGGACAUGCUUUCCCUCCUUUACCAAGAAGGCCCGUCCACUGAGGGUAUUUUCAGACGCUCUGGAAGUGCAAAAACCUGCAAAGAGCUCAAGGAGAAGCUUGAUUCAGGUGCUGAGGUGGACCUAGCCUGUGAAUCCAUAUUUGUGACAGCAUCUUUGUUUAAGGAUUUUCUUCGCAACAUCCCAGGUAGCAUUUUGUCAUCCCAGCUCUGUGAUAAGUGGGUCUCUGUGAUGGAUCAAGGAAAUAAUGAAGAGAAGAUAAAAAGCAUCCAAAGGUUAAUAGAGCAGCUCCCCAGAGCUAAUGUUGUUCUCUUACGUUACAUCUUUGGAGUACUGCAUGGUAUAGAAAGGCGAUCUGAAGAGAACCAGAUGAAUGCAUUUAAUCUGGCUAUCUGCAUUGCACCUAGCUUGCUCUGGCCUCCUGUUUCCUCCACUCCUGAUAUAGAAAGUGAAUUUACAAAAAAGAUUUCUAGUCUGGUACAGUUCCUCACUGAGAACUGCUGCAGGAUUUUUGGAGAGGAAAUUACCUCCCUCUUUGGAGAAAUACUGAUGACAUGCAAGAGAGAGAACAGCUCAGAUGCUGUUUCUCUCCAUCUGAAUGACUCUUCGUAUGACAGCCUGGAAAACGAGGCAAAUGAUGAAGCUGACUCUUCUUCUAGUGACUGGAUUAAGAACCGAGAUCAGGAUAACAGGAGCAGGGAGUCUGUCUUCACUCUGAGUGAUGGUGAUUCGGAGCAGACAGAGGUAGAUGAAAUCCAAAGUAAAACCAAAUCGAAACAGUUGACAAUUUCUGUUGACGUACACCGUAAGUUUUCAUCACAAGAAAACUCAGAGAAUGAGUCUCUCUGCUCCAGUGCACUGGGCUGCUCUUCAGCAGCCACCUCAGAUGCUCUCAAAACCUUGAGGAGGCACAGGCGCUCCUCAGAGCCUGCAAUUGGCCUCCUCGCUUCCAACUUUGCCCGCAUUGGUGAUGGUCAUGAGAAGGCAACACGCAAAGCCAGCUGUGAUGUUGUCCUGUUUCAUGAGGAUGAAGACUAUCUCCGUCAGCUUCGGUCAUUGCAGAUGGAAGGGCAAAAGCUUAUCAAUCAGAGCUUGAUUAUAGGGAUUAACGUUGGUAAAAGUGACAACACAAACCAGAACGUUGAAAAGAAAGACUUGUCCCAUUGCCUCCUGCCUCCAAUGCCAGAGGGAUUAAAUAUUUGCUCAGGAUUUAGCUCUUCUAGCCUGUCUUCUCCUGGGACAUCUCCAUCUGUGUCAUCAAUGAGCUCUCUGGACAGUGCUUUCUCUCAGUUUUCAGACCAAUCUGUGUUUACCCCAACUGAAACCUCCUCCCCUUUUGAUAGCACUUUUCAGCCGCUAAAGAAACCUGAAGACACUGCCGCUGAAGCAGAUGAUGACUAUUUGGUUACACCUACCAAGGUGCCACCAUGUCCACAACCUACCGACGCUUUGGCUGAGAGGGGCUCAAUGGAGCUCAACAGCAGGCCAGCACCCCUGAAGCCUACUGACGGAGUCGACGGCUAUUUGAUUAAGCCUGACAUUCAGCCGUUACCUCUGAGAAUCACAGGAAGAGACAGACUUCAUGAUCCAAGAUCAAAGAGGAGGUCUAGAAGAGCAUUACAACAAUCCAAAGUUUGAAGAGACUGACCAAAGCUUUUUUGCGGAGGAAUCUUAAUGCUUAAAAUAAACACCAUAAAGAAAAUGCCUUGGGUUUUAAUGUGUGUUCAUUUUAAGUUUAAUAUCCAGGUUGUUCAAAUGUAAUUGAGCAGUUCCCAGAUUCACAGCUUUUCUUUUUUUAGGAAACUGUCUGAGUAAUGUUCCCACAUAAAGCUUUGCAAGAACAUUGUAAGAAUAAUAAAAAUUGCUAAAAAACAAGCAAACAGAAAUCUCCCCAAAAUCUGGAUGGGUCCCAGAAGGAAAUUAAGAGCAGCGCCCUGUUCUCUGAGCCUGCCAGGGCAGCAGGGUGCCUGCUGGGCCUCUCCCCUUGACCACUCGUGUGUUGAGCCUUGCGGAUGUGAGUCCCAGUCCUUUGUGGUUUUGAUGUAGUGUGCAAAGUCAGCAUAGAUCUGUGGUACUAUACUACUGUUCUGAAACUGAUAGGUAUUACCUUCAUUGUCCUCCAAGGAAUAAGUGUAUUGUUUUCUGUAUGUUUAUAAGGUAUGUUCGAUAGGUGUAGUUAUUUCUUUCACACUGCAAAGGAAAGAGAAAAAUAAGCUCAAAAAUACGUAAAGAGAAAUGCUGAAGCUUGUAACUAACACCUCGCAACUCUGUGUGUUUCAUAUCUUGUGCUUCGUUGGCUUGUUCUUUUUGUGUUUAAAUUGUGAAUAGUUUCUUAACACUGCUGUAAAUGGCAUUAUGUAUUAUUGCAAGCAGAACACAUGUAAUUUUAUUAUGCAGCAUCUAAAACAUCAUAUAAUAUAUUAAAAGUAAUGCAUUAUCUAAAUGCUUUGAGUUUGUAUAAUAUAUCCUGAUAAAUUUUGCUAUUAUAUAUGUUCUGAAAAAAAUGUGUAUUUUUGUACUUGCAAAAAACUGCUGCUAAUUUUACGAGUUCUGUUUUGUUGUUACAGCACUGAUAUUGAUGUAUAUGCAUUCAAUGCUAUAUAUUAAAUAUUAUUUGUUAUGUCAUAAAUUCAAUUUAUAUUCUGUGUAAAUUUUUUUAGGUCAGUUCUACAAGCUAUUGCUGAAGCAAAAGUCCCAGUGAUGCCACUGCAAAUCUUGCAUGAGGAAGGACUGCAGCAUUUUUCCUCCACUUUGGGUGGCAUCAUUCAUACUGUAUGUCAUCAUCCUGUUGACUUUUAUAAAUUUUGAUAAUAUUCAAACAAUAGUUCCUACCCUUUUGCUCUUCAUCUAGAAAGAUGAGGGUGUUUUCAGUUAACGGGAUGCAGUUAACGACAUGGAGGUGCAAAGAGAUCUUCUUAGGUAAUAGGUAUCAGGGUUGGAAGCAAGAAAAGGUGGGGAGCAAGACACUGGAUGAGAGCAAGAUUUAUUCUUUAAUACUGGCAGGUUAUAGAAGAAGCUAGAAGGAAUGGCAGGGCUAAACUAAAUACAUCUGGGCAUGUGUGCAUGCAUACACUGCUUCUGAAAUUGCAUUGACUUAUUCAUUACCUUUCCAUUUUCAAAAGCCCUCCCCCGCUGCAGUUUGGUAAUGGCCAGUUGUGGAGUUUCAGAUCCUAUUCUGCUUAACUAUGCUCUCGUAAAGGUGCUUAUGCUCCUGAGUCACUACACAUUUCUAAAAAAUGUAAACGCUGUCCAGUACACUAACCCAUUUCCAAGUAUUAUCAGCAUUAAAGGUUUUUUUCUCUGUAUCAGACAGAAUGGAUGCUCUCCAGCAGAUUGAGGA
Falco peregrinus (peregrine falcon) is the source of this 4576-nucleotide messenger RNA. RefSeq names its product Rho GTPase activating protein 20 (gene ARHGAP20). Gene Ontology annotation, molecular function: GTPase activator activity. The transcript is spliced from 15 exons. The record is from RefSeq and is a predicted model, not a curated record. Lineage: Eukaryota; Metazoa; Chordata; Aves; Falconiformes; Falconidae. The coding region runs from base 100 to 2874 and encodes 924 amino acids. Gene Ontology annotation, biological process: signal transduction; regulation of Rho protein signal transduction.